GCAGGCAAAGAGGGGCGACCCAGGCAGACAGCCGCACUCUCCGCGGCGCUUCUGACGGAGCUCAGGCCGAGCAGAGGCGUCAUGAUGUCGGCUGUGGAGACGUCGGCGUGCCGGCCUGCUGCAGCACAUCUGCUCAACUGGGUCUACAUGUCCCUGCAGGACGACGCCCGGGACUCGAACCACUCGGAGCCCAGCGCUGCUGACCUGACCACCAACUACCUGAACAACUUCUUGCACCUGAGGACCGAGUCCUUCAACAACAACCUGUGCAAGGUUUCCUCGCCCCACGGUUCCCUGGGCAAUAUCGUGGAAGGCCUGAGCUGUCUGGCGGACCACUUCUCCAACCUCUCCCUGUCCCCGGAGUCCCGCAAGCAGGGCAGCAAGAGGCCUCCUCCGCCCAACUACCUGUGCCACCUGUGCUUCAACAAGGGUCACUACAUCAAAGAUUGUCCACAGGCUCGACCCAAGGGCCAGGGCCUGACGCCCUAUCAGGGCAAGAAGAGAUGUUUCGGCGAAUACAAAUGCCCGAAAUGCAAGAGAAAAUGGAUGAGCGGAAACUCUUGGGCCAACAUGGGACAAGAGUGCAUCAAGUGCCACAUCAACGUGUACCCUCACAAGCAGCGUCCUCUGGAGAAGCCGGAUGGGCUGGACGUGUCCGACCAGCGCAAGGAGCAUCCGCAGCACUUGUGUGAGAAAUGCAAAAUCCUGGGCCACUAUUGCCGCCAGGACGAAUAAUAGUGUAACUCUGUGGUGGUGGUAGUGGGGGGUGGGGGGCACUGGCCCUUAAAGGAGGCGGCUUCUUGCGGUGGACGCUGAAGCCUUACAAAGCCAUGAAUAGCGUUUUAAUUCAAAUUAAGAAACCCAGCAAUAUAUGCAAAAGUAUCGUUAGCAACUGUGAAUAAACAUCUGUAACAUAUUCAUUUUAUCUUUGUAUAUACCAGGAAUGAAUGGAAAUGACAAUGUAAUCUAUGUGAAAUAUGCAACAGAGAUGAGCAGUAUUAAUGAGUGCCUUGGAAGCGGAUGGUGCAUUAAGAGCAGGGGUGUCCAAAGUAAGGCUAUUUUUUUUAACCGUUUUAAAAAUAUUACAAUAAAACAUUAAAAAGUGGAAUAAAAGAGCAAAUAGGUGCAAUAUUGACACCAAUAACACUGUCAUUGCUAAAAAAAAGAAUGAAAAAUUAUAAUUGACAGAUCUGAAAGAGAUUCAAGCAUCAGUAAAAAUAAGUAAAAAUAAUAUAUAUUUAUAUAUGAUAUAUUUCUAACACUUUUAGAAGUGGGGAGGCCAUUUGAGAUUCUUAAGACCUUCAAUCCGAUUGUUUUGCUUUAACUUUCAUUGCUUAAAACUUAUGAACCCAAAGCAAUGUUGUGAAGGAUUUACCCAUUUAAGGCUCCAAAUACGUCACAUCAAAUAUUCCACUUUGAACACAUUUUUGGUAGAAAAUAUUGCAUAUUGUGUUUUUCCUAUUAAAAGAGGGUUUUGACAAAAAAGGGCAAGAAAUAAAAUGUAACUUUCUGUCAACGGCUGGAUCUGAAGUCAAUAGAUAUUUAGACAUUGAGUAAAAAAAGGAAAAUAAUAUAUAUAUAUAUAUAUAUAUAUAUACAUACACACACACACACACACACACACACACACACACACACACACCCA
Messenger RNA from Nerophis ophidion (straightnose pipefish), 1645 nucleotides. Its product is annotated as zinc finger CCHC domain-containing protein 24-like. The transcript has 4 exons. The record is from RefSeq and is a predicted model, not a curated record. Gene Ontology annotation, molecular function: zinc ion binding; nucleic acid binding. Bases 82 to 735 code for a protein of 217 amino acids. Lineage: Eukaryota; Metazoa; Chordata; Actinopteri; Syngnathiformes; Syngnathidae.